CGAAAAAAGCCAUUUCCAAUCCGAUUCCUCUAUCCAUGAUUACAACCGACAGAGGGAAACCAUUUUCCCUACUCUCAUGAAUUAACAACGGUAAUCCAUAAGCAUGCCACGGAGGAUCCAAGGUGGAAGACGAGUUAUCCUGUCCAUUUAUAAGAGAUACGGAUCGGAAGAGGUAACCCUCUCUCUCUGUCUCACAGAGUCUCUGUUAACUCUACCUCCAACUAUGGCGAUCUCUUCUGCUCUUACUUGUCGCCCUCAAAUCAAAGGGAAAUCAUUGAUUUAACGAUGAUAAUAAUCAUUGGUUUUGAUUCCCGACUUGAAUUUCUACUCUGUUUUUUUUUCUUCAAAGGACCACCUCCUCUGCUUCGCAAGCAACCAAACUUCUAUAUCUCUGAAAGGUUCAUGUGCCCAACCAAAAGGAGAUGUGGUACAUACUGUUUGCUGGAGGUUGGAGCACGCACCAGUGCUGAACUCUCACCAUCAUCCAUAUCACAAACUUUGUUUGAUAUAUCCAAGACUACCCAGAGUUUCCAUAUUAACAUACCUAAGGCAUCAUCACAAACCAUUUCAGACUACAUGCAAAGAAUCAUGUUAGCAGACUUGGAUCCAUCAUUGGCUAAGCUGGCAAUCGGGGUCCUUGGGCCAUUCCUCUCAGCAUUUGCCUUUCUUUUUAUUGUUAGAAUAGUUAUGUCCUGGUACCCCAAGCUACCUGUGGGGAAGUUCCCAUAUGUUAUAGUGUAUGCUCCAACAGAACCUCUUCUUGUUCCGACCCGUAAGUUGAUUCCACCUCUUGGAGGAGUGGAUGUAACCCCUGUGGUCUGGUUUGGACUGUUAAGUUUCAUUAACGAAAUAUUACUAGGCCCUCAAGGCCUUCUUGUGCUCCUCUCUCAACAGGUUUAGCUGUUUGACAAACAACAGAGAGGGAGAAGCAGGAUUGUAAAUAUUGAGACAAAUUUUGUAUCCUUUUACCAGAAGAUUGGUGGCUGCAAACAGCACAUUGUUGUUGUA
Messenger RNA from Macadamia integrifolia, 1008 nucleotides. RefSeq names its product protein COFACTOR ASSEMBLY OF COMPLEX C SUBUNIT B CCB3, chloroplastic-like. The record is from RefSeq and is a predicted model, not a curated record. The transcript has 3 exons. Lineage: Eukaryota; Viridiplantae; Streptophyta; Magnoliopsida; Proteales; Proteaceae. Gene Ontology annotation, cellular component: chloroplast thylakoid membrane. The coding region runs from base 286 to 900 and encodes 204 amino acids.